Messenger RNA from Pestalotiopsis fici W106-1, 744 nucleotides. RefSeq lists its product as uncharacterized. The coding region runs from base 1 to 744 and encodes 247 amino acids. Gene Ontology annotation, molecular function: acyltransferase activity, transferring groups other than amino-acyl groups. Lineage: Eukaryota; Fungi; Ascomycota; Sordariomycetes; Amphisphaeriales; Sporocadaceae. The record is from RefSeq and is a predicted model, not a curated record. The transcript has 3 exons.
AUGGCUCUACCUUUUCCCGUGCCCGCAUCACUCGCGCCAGGCUUUGUGCUGUCACGAUGCACACCAGCCGACGUGCCACAAAUGGUGACGGCCUACAGCGCGGCCUUUCUCCAGACCAACUUCACGUACUGGUGGCCGGUCGACCUGGAGGUGAUGCGGCGCUGGACCGAGGCCCGAUUCCGCCUUCGGUUCCGUAACCCCUCGGACCAGCAUUUCAAGGUGGCCGACGUGGCGACGGGGCAGAUUGUGGCCUGGGCCCGGUGGACCGUGCCGGUGGAGAUGAAGGGACUAGCGGUGGGUUUCAGGACAUUCGACGACGACGACGACAACAACUUCUUGGACAACAAUAACGGCAGCGUGCAAGGGGUGACUCCCGAGCAGCAAUGGAUGCAGAACCCCCCAGCUGGGAGCGACGAGGAACUGUAUCAUGAAUUUUUUGCCGGGAUCAAAGCUAUGAGCAAAAAAUGGGAGUCGCAUACCAAAUUAGCACUACAGCUACUCUGUACCGAUCCCGCGUACCAUCGCCGGGGCUUGGCCGCGGCUCUGUUAGACUGCGUGCUGGAGGUAGCAGAUAGGCAAGGUAUCACGACCUACGUGGAGGCUUUGGAGAAUGCCGUGCCAGUCUACCAGCGAUACGGCUUCAAGACCGUCGACACACUUGGAUACGACCUGACGAGGACCGGGCGCGAGGAAACGGUGAGCAUUGAGAUCAUGCUACGGGAACCUCGGACGCUGGUCCAGUGA